CAAGCUUUGCUCCUCGACCCUCUCUUCCUUUCUCACUCGAGGUUGUUCAGACCUAGUUUGGAUCCUGCUUAUUACUCAAGGCAAACUGCUGGUAAUGUGCUAGCACAUGGCCAAAUUGGCGAUCACACAACCUCCCCCAUAACCCACCACUCUCCUCCACCACCACCACCACCACCACCAUCACACGACCAUUCCUACCGAAGCAUGGAGAAAUUCACCCAAUUCCGAGAUCGAGGCUCGGGCAUUGCACCCUUCCUCCCCAUCCCUGCUCAGCCCAUCAGCUACCUGCAGAUCCCCGUCCGCAUUGUGCUGUUCUGGAUCCGACUGCCGCUCUUUGUGUUCGCCUGUCUGAGUUACUUCCUGGUGCUACAAUGGCUCCCGAUCGGAUCGCUGGGCAAGAAGGCCUCCCUCUGGUGUAUUCUGGGGAUCCCUAGUAUCUGGUGGAUCGAUCUGCAGGUGGACGGUGUGCGAAAAGGAUCCCUGCACAGACAAGACCAGACCCGCCUCCCCGGCCCGCGAUCCAUCAUCGCCUCCUCCUUCACCUCCCCGAUCGACCCGCUCUACCUGGCCGCGAUCUUCGACCCCAUCUUCACAGCCUGCUACCCCAACACCUCGGAAGUCGAACAGAUCUCGCUCUUCCAAGCGAUCCUGCGCGCCUUCAGCGCCCCGCGGCCCACCGCACCCGCGGCCCACAAGCUCACCACCCUCGACGCCCUCCUCCGCAAGUACCCCGGCCGCGCCCUCGUCACCUUCCCGGAGUGCACGACCACCAACGGCCGCGCCAUCCUGCCCCUCAGCCCGGCGCUGCUCACCACCCCGCCCGCCACCAAGAUCUACCCCAUCAGUCUCCGCUACACCCCCGUCGACGUGGUCACCCCGCUGCCCGGCAGCUACCUCAGUUUCCUGUGGAACCUGCUGAGCAAACCCACGCACUGCAUCCGCGUCCGCAUCGCCGGCGGCGUAACGCCUACCACCUCAACCUCAACCUCAACCUCAACAACCGCCGCAGCAUCGACCGGCUCGUCGACCCGCAGAAACUACGACACCAAUUACCUGGACACGCUGGACGCCUCGACCCGCAGCGCCUCGUCCUCCCCGGAGGCGACGGGCGUCUCCGACGCGGCGCUCCUCGACCACGUCGCGGACUCGCUGGCGCGGUUGGCCCGCGUCAAGAGAGUCGGGCUGAGCGUGAAGGAGAAGGUGGAUUUCGUCCGCGUGUGGACGCGGGGCAGGUGGGUCUGGUAG
Aspergillus aculeatinus CBS 121060 is the source of this 1245-nucleotide messenger RNA. RefSeq names its product lysophosphatidic acid acyltransferase LOA1. The record is from RefSeq and is a predicted model, not a curated record. The coding region runs from base 205 to 1245 and encodes 346 amino acids. NCBI's taxonomy places the organism in Eukaryota, Fungi, Ascomycota, Eurotiomycetes, Eurotiales, Aspergillaceae. The transcript is spliced from 3 exons.